UGAACUCAUAUAAGUUGAUAUUUCAUUAUGUUAUUAUAUGUAUUUCAAACACUAAAAGCAUUACCUUCUAAACUCUCUUGUUCCUGUUCCAUCUAUAGUUGUCCCAUUUGUGAAUUAGAUUUUAGUUGACUUAACCAGUUUUAAACUUUCAUUUUCUUGUAGUGUUCUUUUGUUUGCCAUUGGAAGUGUUUGGACAGCAUGUUCGUAAUUUGUGGUCACCAGAAACGUAAUUUCAAAGCUCGAAUGAUGGGUGUAGAUUUCAACAAAUUUGCCAGAGAGGAACCUGAUGGCAUUCCCUCAAUAAUGAAAAUAUUUACUUCUGAAAUAGAAACACAUUUUUUGUCAACACAGGGCAUUUAUCGUAUACCUGGAUGCCCAUUAAACGAGAAAAAAAUAUGUCGUGCUUUAAAAAAAUCACUGCACUUUAUAGACUUCUCUCAGUUUAGUGAAUAUGACAUUUGUGAUGUCCUGAAAUUAUACCUUGCAAAGUUGCCUGAACCAUUCACUUCAUUUAAAUUGUACAGCAAGUUUUCAGAGCUUGCUCUAGAAAUAAAAAGGGAAAAGGAAGGGAAGCACAAUAAACUGUAUGACUCCAAAGGCAGGCGCGGCAAGCUAAUAUCUAAGCAGAUAAAUUUGACAAUCUUAAAAAUGAAAGAAGUUCUAAGACAGUUGCCACCAGUUAAUUUUAACUGCUUCCAUUACAUCAUAACACAUCUUAAACGGGUGGCAGAUCGCUGUCAUGAAAAUGAAGUAUCUCCAGAAUAUAUUGGCUUAAUAUUUGGCCCAAUCCUUUUUAGAACUAAAGUGUUAAAAGUUUCCAUAACCAAUUUUCCACUUCUAGAAUAUGCCAAUGAAGAAAUACUUUUAGAAUUUAUUUUGAUAUAUUCAGACAGAAUAUUUGAUAAGGCGCUUCAGCCUACAAAACCUCUAUUUACACCAGAGGGUGACAAUUUUGUGGAUAGCAAAAAUACAAUUUUCCAACAGCCUAUGUCAGUUGAAAAACCAGAAAACAAGCAAGAUACAUUAGAAGAAUAUAAUAAAUGUCCCACUGAGGACAUAGUGAACUUGUCUGCAGAAGAACAACUUGAUAAUGCAUCAGUAAAGUUGAUAAAUGGCUGUGACUCCUCUCUGGAACUUAUUUCACCUGCCAGUGACUCCUCUGUAGAACUUAUUUCACCUGCCAGUGACUCCUCUGUAGAACUUAUUUCACCUGCCAGUGACUCCUCUGUAGAACUUAUUUCACCUACUAGUGACUCCUCUCUAGAAUUUAUUUCACCUGCCAAUGACUCUACUCCAGAACGUAUUUCACCUGCUAGUGACUCCUCUCUCGACCUUAUUUCAUCUGCCAGUGACACGAAAAGCAAUAAAGGACAUAAUUCACGCAUCAAAAGAUCUAUAAAAUCAUUUUUCUCAUCCUGGAUUGGAAAGUUCAAAAAGAAAAAGAAUUAAACAACAACUAGAUUUUGCUGAACUCCAGAUUCUUGAACUACUAUGAAACUAACAACAUAGCCUCUCACAAUUAAAUGAAAUUGAAGACUACAUUUGAAAAAAGCACAUUGGAACCCAAAUAUGACAAUUAAAUGAAAUUGACGACUACAUUUGAAAAAAGAACAUUGGAACCCAAAUAUGACAAUUAAAUGAAAUUGACGACUACAUUUGAAAAAAGCAUAUUGGAACCCAAAUACGACAAUUAAAUGAAAUUGACGACUACAUUUGAAAAAAGCACAUUGGAACCCAAAUACGACAAUUAAAUGAAAUUGACGACUACAUUUGAAAAAAGCACAUUGGAACCCAAAUACGACAAUUAAAUGAAAUUGACGACUACAUUUGAAAAAAGAACAUUGGAACCCAAAUAUGACAAUUAAAUGAAAUUGACAACUACAUUUGAAAAAAGAACAUUGGAACCCAAAUACGACAAUUAAAUGAAAUUGACAACUACAUUUGAAAAAAGAACAUUGGAACCCAAAUACGACAUGACAUAUUGUAAACCUGAUAUACUAUUUUGAAACUUAUGAAAACAUGUUAAUUUAAAAAUGAAAAAUGCUACUCAUCUUCUCCCAUAAAUUACUUUCUGUAAAGUACAAUAAAGUACAUUGUUAAAUUGUAA
Erinaceus europaeus (western European hedgehog) is the source of this 2107-nucleotide messenger RNA. RefSeq names its product rho GTPase-activating protein 29-like. Lineage: Eukaryota; Metazoa; Chordata; Mammalia; Eulipotyphla; Erinaceidae. The record is from RefSeq and is a predicted model, not a curated record. The transcript is spliced from 7 exons. Gene Ontology annotation, biological process: signal transduction; activation of GTPase activity. Gene Ontology annotation, cellular component: cytoplasm. Gene Ontology annotation, molecular function: GTPase activator activity. The coding region runs from base 199 to 1449 and encodes 416 amino acids.